Messenger RNA from Rattus rattus (black rat), 1847 nucleotides. It is a transcript of the gene Gpr63, whose product is annotated as G protein-coupled receptor 63. Bases 382 to 1659 code for a protein of 425 amino acids. Gene Ontology annotation, cellular component: membrane. The record is from RefSeq and is a predicted model, not a curated record. Gene Ontology annotation, biological process: G protein-coupled receptor signaling pathway. The transcript is spliced from 2 exons. Lineage: Eukaryota; Metazoa; Chordata; Mammalia; Rodentia; Muridae. Gene Ontology annotation, molecular function: G protein-coupled receptor activity.
UAACCAGCAGCUGGCGCCUUUAAGAGCGAGCGCUGGUUAACCGGGGGCGGGAGCCGCCGGCAGCCGGCAAGGCGGAGGCACUGCCGGGCGAUGCCCCGACUCUCCGCCGCCGCCUCGGCCUCCUCCUGCGCUGGGGGCUCGGAGCUGCAGAGCUGCGGUGCGAUGUCCGCAAACUUCCGGGAGGCAGCGGUCACCAACUCCCGGCUCUCUCGCCGCGGCGCCUUUUGUGCGAGGCAAACAGAUUCUUGUGGAAGAUGGAGCUGUGUCCAUUUUCCAGAAUGUGCAUCCGAGCCCAUCAGUGGAACCUGACCUGACAGCACUGUAUGGAAAUGCCCGAAGAGGACCCACAUUUCUGCCUGAACCUGCCACCCUCCUAAAAACAUGGUUGUCUCCGGAGUGUUGACUGCUCCGGCAGUGUUGACUACACCCCAUACUGGGACAUCCAACAUGACAUUUGUAGUCUAUGAAAACUCCCCUGUGAAUAUUACGGCCCCUCUACCAUUUCAGCAUCCUAGCCCUGGUCCACUGCUUAGAUACAGUCUUGAAACCAUGACUAGCACUGGAUUUAGUUCCUUGGCAGUGAACAGCACAGCGGUGACUCCAGCACCAGCAGUUUUUAAGAGCCUAAACUUAGCUCUCCAGAUCAUUCUCUCGGCUAUCAUGAUAUUUAUUCUGUUUGUGUCUUUUCUUGGAAACUUGGUUGUUUGCCUCAUGGUUUACCAAAAGGCCGCCAUGCGCUCUGCAAUUAACAUCCUUCUCGCCAGCCUGGCUUUUGCAGACAUGCUGCUUGCUGUAUUGAACAUGCCCUUUGCCCUGGUCACUAUUCUUACUACCAGAUGGAUAUUUGGGAAGUUCUUCUGUCGGUUGUCUGCUAUGUUUUUCUGGUUGUUUGUGAUAGAGGGCGUGGCCAUCCUGCUCAUUAUUAGUAUUGAUAGGUUCCUGAUUAUCGUUCAGAGGCAAGAUAAGCUAAAUCCAUACAGGGCUAAGGUUCUCAUUGCAGUCUCCUGGGCAACUGCUUUUUCUGUAGCUUUUCCUCUGGCUGUGGGAAACCCUGAUCUGCAGAUACCUUCCAGAGCCCCACAGUGUGUAUUUGGGUAUACUACCAACUCCGGAUAUCAGGCUUAUGUGAUUUUGAUUUCACUCAUUUCAUUCUUUAUACCUUUCCUGGUGAUACUCUAUUCAUUUAUGGGCAUCCUCAACACCCUUCGGCACAAUGCCUUGAGGAUUCAUAGCUACCCGGAAGGGAUAUGCCUCAGCCAGGUCAGCAAACUUGGUCUCAUGAGUCUACAGAGACCCUUCCAAAUGAGCAUCGACAUGAGUUUUAAAACACGUGCCUUCACCACCAUUUUGAUCCUCUUUGCCGUCUUCAUUGUCUGCUGGGCCCCAUUCACCACCUACAGCCUUGUGGCUACCUUCAGUAAGCACUUUUACUAUCAGCACAACUUCUUUGAGAUUAGCACCUGGCUACUGUGGCUCUGCUACCUCAAGUCUGCAUUGAACCCACUGAUAUACUACUGGAGGAUUAAGAAGUUCCACGAUGCCUGCUUGGACAUGAUGCCCAAGUCCUUCAAGUUCUUGCCACGGCUCCCUGGUCACACAAGGCGACGGAUUCGCCCUAGUGCGGUCUACGUGUGUGGGGAGCAUCGGACGGUGUUGUGAAUACCUGAAUUCUUGAGACCUAUCUAAUGAUGAUGGUUCUUGAUUGACUGGGAUUUUUUCCUAUGGCUUCUAAAGUUUUAUUGGUUUUAAUAGUGUGUGUGCGUGUGUGGGGGCAUGUAAACGGAAUGGUAAAUACUUUGCUCCUCAAACCAAGGUAAUACUAAGAAAGUGGUCAUAUAUGUUUACCU